This is a messenger RNA of Paramuricea clavata, 951 nucleotides long. Lineage: Eukaryota; Metazoa; Cnidaria; Anthozoa; Malacalcyonacea; Plexauridae. The record is from the annotation of a GenBank genome assembly.
AUGACAUCAGAAAAGAUACUAUCAAACUAUUCUUCCAAUGGCAACGCUAGUCAACACUUUUUCAGUUUGUUCAACAACAGUACAGCACCAUUGUUGACCACGUUAAGUCUCGUGUGUUUUCUUGUCAAUAUUACAAUCAUCUCACUGUUUUUCAUCGAUCCAUUACACAGCCUAAGAAGACCUUCGGGUUAUUUGGUGGCAAGCCUCAAUGUCGGAGCGAUUUUAACAAGUACAUCAUCGAUACUAAUAACUCUACCCGGAAUUGACAGUACGAUCGUCCUGUCUGUGAAUGUAUUUUUCGCCGUUACUUCGGUGGCUGCGACAGCCUCGUUUAGUUUUAUAUUCAUUCUAUCCUACGAACGUUACGUACUUGUAACAGCACCGAUAAAAUACAAACGAGUUGUGACAGUACGACUUGUUCAAAUACUUGCUGCGUCCAUUUGGAUAUGGAGUGGAAUUAUAGGCGUAUUUAUGCUCAAAAUGUUCGCCACAACGGAUCAUCAAUGGCUGAGUCUACCUUUUGGAAUCCUUUUCAUAAUUUUAGUCACAAUUGACAUUAAAACGUUUAUUGAAAUCAAGAAACUCAACUCGAACAUCACUAGUAUUACGGAGACUGGUCCGGAAAGAUCUGCAGUUAGUCAAGCGAUAAAGAAAAGAAAUAACAUGCACAGCAGAUUCGCCCUAGUGGUCGUGCUCUUACUACUUAACUUUAUAUUUCUCGCUUGUCCGAUGUUUGUCUACGAUGCUCUCUCGACAUUUAAUAAAAAAUGCGAGUUCUGUCUGUUCACUUCUAACAUAGCGGACGCGACGAUGUAUGCAGCGACAAUGAUUCUGUUCAUUUGUCACGACAUAAACACGGCGUUGUUUUAUCUGAUUUUAAUUCCAAAAUACCGUUUGUCCUUUGUGGCGAUGUUUAGAAAGUGCAAAAUGUCGUUUCUUAAGAAGUUGUAA